Messenger RNA from Lacerta agilis (Sand lizard), 4797 nucleotides. It is a transcript of the gene TCHH, whose product is annotated as trichohyalin. The transcript is spliced from 3 exons. Lineage: Eukaryota; Metazoa; Chordata; Lepidosauria; Squamata; Lacertidae. The record is from RefSeq and is a predicted model, not a curated record. Gene Ontology annotation, molecular function: transition metal ion binding; calcium ion binding. Bases 16 to 4797 code for a protein of 1593 amino acids.
GAGUGUCCUGUGCUAAUGGUGACGCUUUCUCUGACUAGUCCCAGCAGAACUGUUGUGAAGAUGCCUUACCUCCUGGGCAGCAUCUGCACUAUCAUUGGGGUCUUCUACAAGUAUGCAAAGCGGCAUGGCGACUGCUCCACCCUGAACAGGAGGGAGAUGAAGCGGCUCAUCUUGAAGGAGUUUGGUGAGGUCAUCAAGAACCCUCGUGACCCUGAGACGGUUGAGAUGACCUUCCAGCUGCUGGACAUCAAUGGGGAUAGCUUGGUGGACUUCAGCGAGUACCUGCUGCUCAUCUUCAGAGUGGCCAAGGCCUGCUACGGCCACCUGCAGCCCAGAGAAUGUCUCCUUCAGCAGGGAGAAGCCCGCAGAGCCUCACGUGAAGGGGAACCUCGAGGGGAAGGACGAGACCACCGCCAUCUAAGGGAGGAUGAAAGGGAAGGAAGCUAUGUUCGUGAGAGGCAGGACUCUGACCGCACACGACUUCGUCAGCUGGAAGCUGCCACUAGAGACGAGGGGAGAAGAGAUUCCUUUCCACGGGAGGCUGUUGCCCGAGUAAUUGAGAGGAGCCGUCAUGCUCGUGAUCAGGAGUUGAGGGAUGAUCGUGGGAGGGACCAUCCAUCCCGUGAGCCUCAGGAUUCGGAAAAUGAGCACGAAGACUGGCCACAUAAGUCCGAAGAGCAGGCAGAUGUGGGGACUCGUCACCAGCCUCUUGGAGAUGAGCCACGUAGGAGUGAAGCUGGCCGUCGUCAACUAAGACGUAGAGAACCUGAGAUGGAAGAGGACCACCGGCGCCAAUCGUGGGAGCAUGUCCAGAGAGAGGAUGGUGAAAGACGUCCUCUGCUACGUGAUCCUCGGCUACGGGAAGGGGAUGAAAGUAAGCAAUAUUCCCAAGAGGCCACACAAAGAGACGAAGGUGAGAGGCGAUAUCAAGCACGAGAGACUGAGCGUCAACUGGAGGAGGAGAACAUGAGCAGGCCACGUGUGUCUGGACCACGGAUAGAUGAAGAAAGCCACAACCAUCGACGUGCAGCACACGAAAUCAGAUCGGAUUAUGGAAGAUCUCGCCCAGCCGGUGAACCCCGAGAAUGGGAAGAUGGAAGGAGGGAGGAUUACAUACAUGAAGCUGAGCGGAGGUCUAGCAGACGUGACCAGCGUGUAUCAGAUGCACGCAGGAAUCAAAGAUCUGCCAGCGAACCAGUAGAUUUUGAUGAUGAAUCCCACUCAUUUCCUAGAGAGGGCGAGAGGACAUCUCUGCCGCGUGAUGCAGAACAAGAGCAGAGAAGGUCUCAGAUGCUUGAGGAAGAAUACAGAGAGAGAUCCAGGUCUAGUGAUCCUGACUACAGAGUGGAUGACCAGAGAAGACAGCGUCGAUACACAGCUCAGUCUAGAGAGGCUGAGCUCCAUGAGCCUGACAUAAGAGAAUCUGAACGGAGGAGGCGCCAGCCUGUGGAUCAAGACGAGUGGGCCAGACCUUAUCCACGUGAGUCAACCACCAGAGCAGAGCUGGAAGACCAGCGAGGGUCUCGUGAUCCAGAACACAGUGAGCGUCAGUGGAGUGGGCUCCAUCCUUACGAACGUAAACCUACAGACGGUGAGACAAGAAGGCCCCAAUCUCAUGAGUCAGAGCUCAGAGAGGGUGACCGGAGAAGGUCCCAAAGACGUGCACAAACCCCAGAAGAUGGCAGGAGAUGGGAGCAGUACCAUCAGGAUGAGGCCCAAGAGAAGGAGAAUCUGAGGAGGAGGAGACCUCUGUCUGGUGAGCUUGAGUCCCACAGGCCUCAAAGACAUGAACAAGAACCAAGAGGUGAUGGUCAGAGGCAGCAGCAGUAUUAUGACCCUGAGCCCUUGGACAGAGAUGUUGAGAGGAGGAUGCCAGAAGCCCAAGAAGCUGCUCGACAAGAGCGUAGCCGAGGAAGGCAGCAGUAUUCUGACCCUGAUACCCAAGAAAGAGUGAGCAGGAGGAGGCCGCACUCACGUUAUUCUGAGUCCUGGGAAGAUGAGAGAAGGAGACCUGAGCAGGCUGACUUCGGUGAUGAUGAGAGGGAGAGGCCCCAGGCAAGACAGUCCCUUUCUAGACCAAGAGAAGACAGGUACUACCCAUCCGUGGGUGGCCGAAGAGAGUGCGAUCAGGGCAGGCGACAGGAAUACAGUGGCCAGAGGCGCAAUGUUGACCAAAGUGAUGAUGGACAGGAGAGGAGAACUCCAUUGCGUGACAUUGAUGCUGAAGAUGCUGAGCAAAGGCGAUCCCAGUCACGUGAUACUGAGCCAAGAGACAGUGAGCAGCGGAGGAGGACCCAGUCACGUGACACUGAUGGCCAGAGGCGCAGCCAGAGGCGCAAUGUUGACCAAAGUGAUGAUGGACAGGAGAGGCGGACCCCAUUGCGUGACAUUGAUGCUGAAGAUGCUGAGCAAAGGCGAUCCCAGUCACGUGAUACUGAGCCAAGAGACAGUGAGCAGCGGAGAAGAACUCAGUCACGUGACACUGAUGGCCAGAGGCGCAGCCAGAGGCACAAUGUUGACCAAAAUGGCAAUGAACAGGAGAGGAGGACCCCAUUGCGUGACAUUGAUGCUGAAGAUGCUGAGCAAAGGCGAUCCCAGUCACGUGAUACUGAGCCAAGAGACAGUGACCAGUGGAGAAGAAUUCAGUCACGUGACACUGAUGGCCAGAGGCGCAGCCAGAGGCGCAAUGUUGACCAAAGUGAUGAUGGACAGGAGAGGAGAACUCCAUUGCGUGACAUUGAUGCUGAAGAUGCUGAGCAAAGGCGAUCCCAGUCACGUGAUACUGAGCCAAGAGACAUUGACCAGCAGAGAAGAAUUCAGUCACGUGACACUGAUGGCCAGAGGCGCAGCCAGAGGCGCAACGUUGACCAAAAUAGCAAUGAACAGGAGAGGAGAACUCCAUUGCGUGACAUUGAUGCUGAAGAUGCUGAGCAAAGGCGAUCCCAGUCACAUGAUAUUGAGCCAAGAGACAGUGACCAGUGGAGAAGAAUUCAGUCACGUAACACUGAUGGCCAGAGGCGCAAUGUUGACCAAAGUGAUGAUGGACAGGAGAGGAGGACCCCAUUGCGUGACAUUGAUGCUGAAGAUGCUGAGCAAAGGCAAUCCCAGUCACGUGAUAUUGAGCCAAGAGACAGUGAGCAGCGGAGGGGGACCCAGUCACGUGACACUGAUGGCCAGAGGCGCAGCCAGAGGCGCAAUGUUGACCAAAGUGAUGAUGGACAGGAGAGGCGGACCCCAUUGCGUGACAUUGAUGCUGAAGAUGCUGAGCAAAGGCGAUCCCAGUCACGUGAUAUUGAGCCAAGAGACAGUGAGCAGCGGUGGAGGACCCAGUCACAUGACACUGAUGCAAGGGACAGUGGCCAGAGGCAAGGGCUGACACGUGACACUAACCAAAGAGAUAGUGAGCAGCAGCGGGGAGCCCUGUCCAGGCACACUGAUGUUAGAGGGAGUAAUGAAGGGCGAAUCCGGACUCAUGAGGUUGACCCAAGACGUGGCGACCAGCGAACACAAACCCAGUCGCAUGACACUGAACAAAGAGACAGUCAGCAGAGGAGAACCCAGUCACACUAUAGCGAUGCAACAGAUGGCGAGCGGAGAAGAACCCGCUCAGGGGACCCAAGGUAUGAUGAUCAGCAAAGAAGAGCACCAUCACAGGACACCGAUGCUACAGGUGUUGACCAGAGGCAAAUCCAGGCCCGUGGCACUGACCCGAGAGAAGGUGAACAGCAAAGGAGACCCCAAUCGCAUGACGCUGAACCAGCAGGUGUUGACCAGAAGCAAACACCGACACGUGACGCUGACCCCAGAAACGAUGAGCAGCGGCGUCGAGUCCAGUCGCGGGACACUGAACAAACAGAUGGAGAGCAAAGGCAGAAUCAAUUGCACAGGGAUGUGGAUGCCAGGGAUGCUGCCGCAAGAGACGGCAGGCAGCAAAGGAGAACUCAGACCCAUGACGUUGACUCGAGAGAUGCUCAACAGCAGAGGAGAACGCGGUCACAUGACACUGAACUAAUAGACGGUGACCAGAGGCAAACCCAGACCAGGACAACGUUCAGAGGAGGCGAGUUGUGCCAGAAACCCAAGUGGCUCAGCCAAGUAGUGUCCGACAAGCUGAGCCACCAGCGCAAGACUUUGAGGGGAGCAGAGCCCCCCCAAGUGAGGUUGCACCCAGUGCUGACACGGCCAGGAGGCCACGGCCACGAGAGCAGGAACCUGCAGAGAGGGUGCUGGGAAGGCAGGAGGCGGCUGAGUCUGGAGGAACUCAACAAAGAGAGAGUGAAAGGGAGAGAGCCCAGUCACGUGAGCCUCAGCGGAGCGAUGGGGAGCAGGGCCGAGCACGCCCACAUGGGCCCGAGCCAAGGCAGCCCACAAGAGGCCUGUGUGGCCCAGAACGGAGCAGGGCUGAGAGAAGCCAGCCACAGCCACGUCAACCAGGGCCCCAGGAAGGAGACUCAAGGAGGCAACAGACUCAAGACCCUGGAUCCACUGACGGCAAGACCUCCCAGCCUCGUGAGCCGCAGGCCACGGAGCGCCAGCGAGGAAGACCCAGCACAGAACCCAGAGCUGAGGGCAAAUCUGAAGAGAGAGAAGGGGCUCGGGAACAACAGUCCAGGGCGGCCGGACAACGGCCAAACCCAGUUCAGGGUGCAUCCUGCAAAGGAGAAAGUGGCUGCCCUGGGUCGAUGGAACGACAGUCCGAGGAGGGUGACAGAAGCAGCCCAGAGGCCCGAGAAGCCCAACCGCCAUUGGAGGAGGUGGGCGAGCCUGGCACAGAAAGGCCACAAGGUGCUGCCGUGA